Messenger RNA from Suillus paluster, 4239 nucleotides. Its product is annotated as Golgi CORVET complex core vacuolar protein 8-domain-containing protein. Gene Ontology annotation, cellular component: HOPS complex; late endosome. The transcript is spliced from 7 exons. The record is from RefSeq and is a predicted model, not a curated record. NCBI's taxonomy places the organism in Eukaryota, Fungi, Basidiomycota, Agaricomycetes, Boletales, Suillaceae. Gene Ontology annotation, molecular function: protein binding. Bases 1 to 4239 code for a protein of 1412 amino acids. Gene Ontology annotation, biological process: endosomal vesicle fusion; protein targeting to vacuole.
AUGUCAUCAGCCUCUCAUUCGGUCAGCGAUGAGGACUUUUCUCCGCAUGCCCUCGACAUUGAACAGUCGCCGACAUUUUCCGGCAAUGAAGAGGAAGCAGAAGAUGACCAGGGAGGAGACUACUCCACGCGAAUGGAGGAGUUACUCAGCGAUGAGGAUGAACAUGGUGAUACAGAGGCAGACGAAAAUGAUGGCGGGUUCGUCUACGACGGUGUAGACGCCGACCAAGUCACAGGCGACAACUAUCGAGACCAGCUGCGAGACGUUCUCGGGCCCGAGGACUCAUAUGAUGAAUCCGAGGAACAGGAAGUGGUACGGGCUCUUUUGCAGGAAAGCAAUAGCGUUUCCAAUGAGCCGCCUCGCGAUGUGCCACAUGUCGAUAUCCAGCUGGACGUCAGCGCUUCAGCAUCUGCUGCCUUAGUUAUGUGUUCUUUGCCACCUAGCAGAGUAGGAUCACCUGUGCCGAACGGGCCCUUCGCACUAUUCCCCAAGCCAUUCCUACAUCCAAAUGUCUCCCGACUUCGCUCGUUUACGCCAAGAGGCUCCCCUGCUCUCAGCGCUGGUUCACCUCAUGCGCAACCUAUAAAUAGCUUCUCUCCAUCUCCAUCUCAUUUUUCUGAAAUCUCGCGGGCAUCGUCUCCAUCUGCGGGUCAUAAAGGACUUCUGAUAGGCCAUGAGAGAGAAGUGUUUCGGUGGUCGUCACUCGGGAGCGCAGGGUCUCAUUUCUACGACCAGAAACCUUCAAAAGCAUCAACUGUCCUCGGUGCUCCUCUCACGGGAGCUCCCAUGGUCCUCACUGCUAACGGGUUUAUCUGUGUUGGGACAGAUAAGGGCCGCAUAUUCGUUUUUGACUUUAAGCAAACAUUGAAGUGCAUAUGUGGCAACGACUCGUCUGCAUCAACAGUUGGGCCCAUCUCUGCGAUCGCUCUAUCGAACGACCAUACGUUUGUCGCAUCUGGGCAUACUACUGGCUACAUUCAACUUUUUGACUUGAAGAACCCUGAGGUCGCAGCUCGGACUGUGACACCUGCCACUCUUGCUGCUGUCACAUCCGGUCGACAGGAAGGACAUAUUCCAAACUCCCGUAUCAUCAACGUCUCCUUCGUGGCUGGCCGUCAUACAGCUGUGGUCUCUGCUGAUGAGUACGGUCUAUCUUUUUACCAUAGUCUUGGUAAAGUCCUGUUUGUGGAGGCAUCAGACACAAUUCGCAUUUUCGGGAAUUAUCAUGGAGAAGAUGCUCCCGAAGUUAGUAUCUCUGGUCAUCCUGCCGACCCAUCAUCCCAACAGAACGCACUCAGUCGCCCUUCCUUUCGCCGCAGAAGACGACCCCGCAACACAGUCCUUGCAAUGAGCACUCUUCCCCUGGGUCCUCUUCCACAUCCCACCGAUGCAUAUCAGAUCGUUGCCUUGCUGACACCCACAAAACUCGUCAUUGUUGGCCUGAAGCCUAAUCCGAAGACGUGGCUGAAGCUUAUGCGAGAUGAGGGGCAACUCUCGUCCCCCGGGUAUCGAAGGAGAGGGUGUCUUGCGUGGUUCCCCAGCGUCCAAGAUAGUUCAACGGAGAAAUCGGACAAAACAGUGAACACGAAGAACCCAAGGAGUGGGAAACAACCCGGACGCCCGCCAACUCAUCCUGUGCUCUCGUACUCGUGGGGGAGUCAUGUAUAUCUACUACGCGUAUAUGAACAAAAGACCAAACAGACCGUGUCAAACAGCCGCACAGGGAAAACAAGCGAAGUGGAAGUUGGCACGUUAGUGUUCGAAGAGGCAGGACAGUGGACGAUGGAUGAUAUUGUUCUUGCCAUCCAAUGGCUCAAUGUUAAUCAAUUGGCCGUCUUUACGGCGAGCGCCUUGAGUGUUUAUGAUGUACAUGGCGUAAAGAUGGUUGAAGCAGUCCAAUUUGACUCUUCCUCUCUGGUAUCUCCCUCGCUGGGCUACACGGGUAAUGGUUCGAUGUCAUACUCCGAGUCUGUGAGAGACAUCGCACACAGUAUCCGGACCUACAAAGGAAAACUUUUUCUUCUGGGUCGACAGGAACUAUUUGUUGGUACCUUACUUAGCUGGGCUGACAGGAUCCUGUCCUUUGUCGAGCAGGGCAAUUUUCUCAGUGCCAUUGAACUUACCCGCACGUACUAUACGGGCGAAGCUCCUGGCAAUCGCAAUGGUCUUCCUGAGGACCCAGAAGAACGGCAGAUCGUAAUCGCUGAUAAAAUUCACGACCUCAUGGUGGCAUCCUCCCGCUAUGCGUUUUCUGAAGACCGUAUGACAGAUGGCACGCAUGCGUCACUUGAUGGACGGGGCGUCGAUCGCACCUCGCUCUUUGAAGAUCUGGUAGCAACAUGUGCCCGUGCUUGUAUUGCUCUGAAUGACUUCGACUUCUUAUUUGAGGAGUUGUUCCAGCAGUACGAAAACGCUGGCAUCUACCGGAUGUUCCUCCACCAACUUGAACCCUUUGUAUUGGAUGGCAGCAUUCCCUUAGUGCCUCCUCGCAUCACACAGCGACUCGUGGCGCUACAUGAUGAAAACGGACGUCCAGAUCUUGCGGAAAGAAUUAUCUGGCACAUUGAGCCAUCCUGCUUGGACAUCAAUCAAGCCAUCAAUCUCUGCCGAACACAUCAGCUAUGGGAUGCGUUGGUUUAUGUGUACACUCGUGCCCUGCGAGAUUAUGUCUCUCCCAUAGUCGAAUUUCUUGGCAUCAUCCGCAGCCUACAACAGAACCCAACGCCUACGGACACCGUCAUCAAGAACGCCUAUAAGAUCUACUCUUACUUGGCGACCGUGCUGUGCGGGCAAAUCUACCCCAGUCAGGAGCCUCUGGAGGCAGCUGAAGCUUUGCUCGCUAAAAGAGAUGCAUACUCGUUCGUCUUUUGCGGACAUUCCACUGUCUGGCCCGUUGAAGGAGGAAGUCUGGUUUUGACGUCCCAAGAAGAAAGCGGUGUGGAGCCAACAUAUCCUUAUACUCGACUCUUGCUCCGCUUUGAUGCUGAAUCGUUCCUGCAUUGCUUGGACAUAGCUUUUGAGGAUUCAUAUCUCAACGAAUCCUCUCAUGACAUGAGUCGGUUGAUGAUAGUCAAGAUUCUACUGGAUAUCAUGUCCAGUGAAGAUCUCUCACCAUCCGAUGUCACGUUUAUCAACAUCUUCAUUGCACGGAACGUCCCGAAAUAUCCCCAGUUCAUUCAAGUCGCACCCAGUGUCCUUCAUAACAUCCUUACUGCGCUUGCCACUCAACCUGAAGUGGAAACGCGAGAGGACCGUCAGCUCGCGGCAGAGUAUCUCCUGUCAGUUUACACCCCCCACGACGGAGACCGACUUCUUCGGCUCUUUGAGGAUGCCGGAUUUUAUCGCAUCUUACGUAGUUGGUACCGCCACGAGCGGCACUGGGGUCCCCUCCUCACUGCGUUCCUUCACGAUCCCGAACUCCGCCCUUCAGAAAUAUUCAGCGGUUUCCAGGAAGUCAUUACCAGCUCGGCAAGAGAUAACAAAAAGCAGGUCCCUAGCAAUGUCAUUGAUAUUCUUACCACCUCACUCGAUGAACUGUUACAAGCCGAUAUUCUUGCAACUGCGGCUCUUCUAGACAAGCAUGUUCCUCAGCUUCACGAGACUGCCCUUGAGAGCCCGCCGUUGUCGAACGAUCGUGACCAGUUCAUCUACCUCAACCACCUGGUCUUCGACAGUGAAUAUGACCAGUAUUCUUCCACUCCCAGUUCCCCGAGUCAUCUCAACAGCCGACUUCGCCACCGCUUUAUCCGCUUGCAGUGUGGUUUUGCGCCCUCUGCUGUCAUUGAUGUCCUUAAACGCUUGCAGGACGGCAUUGACUGGUCGACGGCGUUGAGUAUAUGCGAGGAGGCAGGAGCGUAUGAUGCUGUCAUAUGGGCCGUGAAUUACAGGGGACAGCCACGGGAAGCCCUCUCAAAAGCGGAUGUGUUUGAGAAGCAGCUCACGCUAGAUCUCGCACGCACGCUGGCCUCGCCAGCUCCUGGUUCCACGGAUUCCGUUUACAAAUGCUUGAACGAUCUGCAAACCAUCGGACGGCGCGGGAUAUCAGUAGUGACGCAGGGGCUUGAGAGUGAGGUGCUGUCGACUUUGCGGGCUAUCGUCCAAGAGACGUUUGCGUCUUUGGUUUCUCGCUUGGUAGAUCCUACUGUGCACUCCGGCACUACGGGCACCCCAUAUACGGAGUUCCGUGCAAUUUUUGACUGGCAUGUUUGGAAUCGUACCGAACCGAUGGAGACAUGUUAA